This is a messenger RNA of Cucurbita maxima (winter squash), 826 nucleotides long. RefSeq names its product probable glutathione peroxidase 8. Gene Ontology annotation, biological process: response to oxidative stress. The record is from RefSeq and is a predicted model, not a curated record. The coding region runs from base 104 to 616 and encodes 170 amino acids. Gene Ontology annotation, molecular function: glutathione peroxidase activity. Lineage: Eukaryota; Viridiplantae; Streptophyta; Magnoliopsida; Cucurbitales; Cucurbitaceae. The transcript is spliced from 6 exons.
AAAUUCCAGCUUAUUGUCAGUUCACUCUUCUAUAAUCGCUAAUUCUUUGCUUUCGAUUGAAGCUCUGCUCUGUUGCUCGCUGAACUUCAUCUUUGAUCUUACCAUGGCGACCCAACCAUCGAACCACCCAGAAUCCAUUUACGACUUCACUCUGAAGGAUGCACAGGGAAAUGAUGUCAACCUUAGCAUAUACAAGGGUAAAGUUCUACUCAUUGUCAAUGUUGCUUCGAAAUGUGGGAUGACAAAUUCGAAUUACGUGGAGUUGAACCAACUAUACGAGAAAUACAAGGAACAAGGUUUGGAAAUACUGGUAUUUCCAUGUAAUCAGUUUGGCGAUGAGGAACCGGGAAAUAACGAGGAGAUCAAAGAUUUUGUUUGCAGUCGUUUCAAAUCAGAAUUUCCAAUUUUUGACAAGAUUGAAGUAAAUGGAAACAAUUCUGCUCCACUCUACAAGUUCUUGAAAUUGGGCAAAUGGGGGAUAUUUGGGGACGAUAUUCAGUGGAAUUUUGCCAAGUUUCUGAUCAACAAGGAUGGCCAAGUAGUUGAUCGUUUUUACCCCACAACAUCACCUCUCAGCAUUGAGCAUGAUGUCAAGAAGCUGUUGGGUAUCUCAUGAGCUCUGAAUCAUACCACAUGCACGUCCGUAUCAUCAGAAUGCUGCUCGAUGGAGAUGAACUUCGAAAUCUGUAAUUGUCCCCGUGGAUACUCAUAACAGGUCUUGCGCUUGUUACUAUAUUGAUGAUUUUUUAGUUUAAAACUUGUAGUGGAUGGUUGAAAUGUCUGAAAUUCCUGGAUUUAUGAUAUGUAUUAUUGAAGAUCAUACAUG